AAAUGUAAUUCCGAAAAAGAAAAGCGAAAAAUGAAAAGAGAGAGAAUCGAAGAGAGAUUUGUGUGUGUAAUUCACACCUGUCAAAGGAGGAAGCACUAUAUAUAGAGCGGCAGAAGCAGAAGCCCCUCUCAUUCUUCAGCUGCCAACGGCGGGAAAUCAAUUUUUCGUUUCCGCCAUUGAAAAACCCUAACAAAAAAUCACCUCAUUAUCCCCCACAGCCACAGGGGGAGAAGAAGAGCCAUGGCUGCCGACGCAUUACCUGAAAACGGCGGUGCGAAGCUCAGCGACAACGAUGAAUUUCACACGAGCGGCGCGCCGCUCAAGUACAUCCCGCUCUGCGAGGUGUACUCCGCUACAUCUCCCCGCGUCACCGCAUCCGGAUCGAAGAAGGUCAAGGCUGCAGCCAGGAAGCCGCCGCAAACCAACGGCCAUGGUCAAUUGACGGAGCACCCGAUCACGCCGGAGUCUCAGUUCGCUGUCGUCUACUCGAGGCGCCGGAGGAGGGCGGAGAGCACCAAUUUCAUGAAGGGGCUGCUUCCGGAGAGUGUGAAUGCGGAAUCGGAGGUUGACGGUAGGGCGGAGGGGGCUGUCAUGAAGCGGAGGAGGUUUCGGGAUGUGGAAGUGGGGAGUGAUUGUAAGUUGUCGGGGGAAUCCGAUGCUCCGGCGCCGUUGAGUGAUGAUCUUGACAAAACUAACUGUAAAAUUGUUCGGGAAAACAGGAAUGUGUGUAAAAUUGAUAGUAGUAGCAAGACGAAAAAACAAAAAAAUGAUUCUUCGGAGACUGCUGAAAAGAAUUCAGGAGCUGGACGGAUGAGGAGAUGGGUCCGGCUGAGUUUCGAUGGAGUUGAUCCUGAGAAGUUCAUUGAGUUACAAUGCAAGGUCUACUGGCCACUGGAUGCAAGCUGGUAUUGUGCCCAUAUAACAGGGUACAAUUCUGAGACUGGUCAGCACCAUUUGAAGUAUGAGGAUGGAGAGCAAGAAGAGCUGGUUUUAUCUGAUGAACGUAUAAAGUUUUAUAUCUCUUCCAAGGAGAUGCAAAUUAUGGAGUUGAAGUUAUGUGAGAAGAGCUCUGAAGCUGAUGAACUUGAUGCUAACGAGAUGAUGGUUUUGGCCGCCACUUUAGAUGAUGAUUGCGAAGAGAUUGAGACUGGUGAUCUAAUUUGGGCUAAACUUACUGGACAUGCUGCAUGGCCAGCAAUUGUUUUAGACGAAUCUCAUGUGGGUAAACACAAGGGAUUGAACAAAAUUUCUGGAGAGAAGUCCGUGAUUGUACAAUUCUUUGGCACCUAUGAUUUUGCUAGGGUUCCGCGCAAACAAGUUAUCCAAUUCCUCAAGGGCCUUCUUUCGUCCUGUCAUUCAAAGUGCAAGAAACCUAGUUUUGUUCGAGGAUUGGAGGAGGCAAAAGUAUAUCUUAGUGAACAGCGGCUACCUGAAAGUAUGCAGCAGCUGCGAGAUGGUGUUGAAGGUGAUGUUGAGGAUAAUAGAAGCAGGGAGAAUGAAGAUGGUGCUGACUCGGAUGGUGAGUCUAUAAGCCAUGAUGAGAUACUUAAGAAACUUGAUGAUCUCAAAAGCUCUAAAUUGGAAGAUGGAGAGCUGCAAAUAGUAAGCCUCGGAAAGAUUGUCAGAGACUCCAGCAAUUUCCAAAAUGAGAAAUACAUAUGGCCCGAGGGUUAUAGUGCUGUAAGGAAGUUCACAUCUUUUUCAGAUCCAACUGUGCAUACUAUGUAUAAGAUGGAAGUACUGCGAGAUGUUGACUCGAGGACAAGACCUCUAUUUAAAGUUACAGGAGAUAAUGGAGAAGAGUUCAAUGGACCAACUCCAUCAGCUUGCUGGAAUAAAAUUUACAAAAAGAUCAGGAACGUGCAAAUCAGAAAUAAAGACAAUAAAGCUGAUCAGAAAUUUUCCUCUGGUUCUUAUAUGUUUGGUUUUUCCCACCCAAAAGUUUUCAGAAUCAUAAAGGAGAUGUCGCGAUCAGCGGCGAAGUCUUCCCUGUUGGCCUCUAGGAAAAUGAAAAACUCAUCUGUUGGUUACAGACCUGUUACAGUUACAUGGAUGGACCUUGACAAGUGCAAUGUUUGCCAUAUGGAUGAGGAGUACGAGAACAAUUUAUUUCUUCAGUGUGACAAAUGCAGAAUGAUGGUUCAUGCUAGAUGCUACGGAGAACUAGAGCCCAGUGAUGGAGUGCUUUGGUUAUGCAACUUAUGCCGUCCUGGAGCACCCGAAUCUCCUCUAUGCUGCCUCUGUCCUGUAGUAGGAGGUGCUAUGAAACCCACCACCAAUGACAGUUGGGCUCAUCUGGCUUGCGCCAUUUGGAUUCCAGAAACAUGUUUAUUAGAUGUUAAAAAAAUGGAACCUAUUGAUGGGAUUGAUCGAAUCAACAAGGAUCGGUGGAAGCUACUUUGCAGCAUCUGUCACGUUUCUCAUGGAGCGUGCAUACAGUGCUCCAACAUUAAUUGUCGUGUGUCAUACCAUCCCCUGUGUGCACGUGCUGCCGGCUUUUGCCUCGAGACUGAGGACAUGGAUAGAGUCCACACAGCUCCUCUCGAUGAGGAUGACGAGUAUCGGUCCAUUCAGCUUCUUUCUUUCUGUGAGAGACACAGGCCCAAGUCUAAUGAAAAUGUGGCUUCUGACAAACAAAUUGUUCAAAAGGCUACUGAAGAUGAACAUGCUGAAUAUAUUCCACCUAUAAACCCUAGCGGUUGCGCUCGCACUGAAAUUUAUGAUUACCGGAAGAAGCGGGAAAAAAAUGGACAAGAUGGUCCGUCAUCAAAGCGCUUGUAUGUGGAGAACGUGCCACAUAUACCAGGUGGGUUCAGCCAUCAUAUGCCCUUGUGGAACAAAACGUCCUCAAAUGAACCUGGUAGUUCCAAGCACUCUGUAGACCUUCUGGAGUUAAGAAGCUUGCAACUAAAGUCAUCUCGUGAGUUUCUUUCAGUUGCUGAUAAGUACAACCACAUGAGGGAGACCUAUAGGAGGAGACUGGCAUAUGGGAAGUCUCGUAUACAUGGUUUUGGUGUCUUCACUAAACUUCCAUAUAAAGCUGGAGACAUGGUGAUUGAGUAUACUGGGGACAUUAUUCGGGGUUCAGUAGCCGACAGAAGAGAACACUUGUCUUACAACAAACUUGUGGGUGCUGGAACUUAUAUGUUCCGGAUUGAUGAUAACCGUGUUUUAGAUGCCACCAAGUCAGGAAGCAUAGCACAUUUGAUUAACCACUCAUGUGAAUCAAACUGUUAUUCAAGAGUCAUUACUGUCAAUGACCAGAACCACAUAAUUAUAUUCGCGAAGCGAGACAUCAAUUAUGGUGAAGAACUAACAUAUGAUUACAGAUUUUCUUCAAUUGGUGAACGACUAGCCUGUUAUUGUGGAUCAUCUAAAUGCCGGGGUGUAGUGAAUGACGUUGAGUCUGAAGAAAGAGUUAAAAAACUACAUGUACCCAGCAGUGAAUUGACAGAUUGGAAAGGAGAAUAAAAGAGAAGCUUGUUUUGGCGCACCAUGGAAUCGGGGAAGAGCAUGGAAGAUGUUGCCGUGGAUGGCCAUUGCUGAGCAAGAGAUGUCUGUACCUCCUUAUUUUAUUUUGCCCAGAAACUACAGUAUAUUGCUACAUAGGAUAAGACCAAUAAGGAUUCUCAAUUCUUAAUUUAUUUCUCAUGUCUGUAAAAAGAAAAGGUUUUGCCUCUGAUUGAGAGGUGAUUCCUUUAUCAGUUGGGAGCUAUUUUUUCUUCUUUUAUUGAAAGAAAAACCACAGUUUCGGUAA
Salvia hispanica is the source of this 3757-nucleotide messenger RNA. Its product is annotated as histone H3-lysine(4) N-trimethyltransferase ATX1-like. Lineage: Eukaryota; Viridiplantae; Streptophyta; Magnoliopsida; Lamiales; Lamiaceae. Gene Ontology annotation, biological process: regulation of transcription by RNA polymerase II. Gene Ontology annotation, molecular function: protein binding. The record is from RefSeq and is a predicted model, not a curated record. Gene Ontology annotation, cellular component: nucleus; chromatin.